CGGAACCUUCUGCUCGCAUCCACACGAUGGACUCUGCCUCGCUCUCCGCCGCCGUGACGGCCGAGAUCGAGCGCCAGCAGGCGGCCAUCAACUACGACGAGCUCAGCCUGGACGAGCUCAAGGUUGUCGUCGCGAGCCUGGUGGAGCGGCUGGAGCUGGCCAAGGCCGCGCUCACGUCCAAGAUGGACACGCCCAAGCUGGUGGCCGCCAAGGUCGAAGGGACCUUUCCGGACCUGCCCUGGGGAUCCCCCGUCGACGCUGAGAUGGUGCGCUCCUACCUUGAGAAGAACAUGCAGGAGCGGAUUAUGGUGAUCGACGGCGCGAUGGGCACCACCAUCCAGCAGUACAAAUUCUCCGAGGAGGACUUCCGCGGCGAGCGCUGGAAGGAUAUCGACCAGGAGCUCAAGGGCAACAACGACCUGCUCGUCUUCACGCAGCCCGACACCAUCCGCGACAUCCACCGCCGCUACUUCCUCGCGGGCGCCGACAUGGUCGAGACAAACACCUUCUCAGGGACGACGAUCGCGCAGGCGGACUACAAGAUGGAGCACAUCGUUUACGAGCUCAACAAGGUGGCCGCCGAGCUCGCCGUCGACGCCGCCAAGGAGGUGACCCAGCUGGAGCCGCACAAGCCGCGGAUGGUUUGCGGCGCAAUCGGGCCGACCAACCGGACCCUCUCCAUCUCGCCGUCGGUGGAGGACCCCGGCUUCCGCAACUGCACCUGGGACGAGGUGGUCACCGCGUACAAGGAGCAGGUCGCCGGCCUGAUCGACGGCGGCGUGCACAUCAUCCUCGUCGAGACCAUCUUCGACACGCUCAACGCCAAGGCGGCGCUGUUUGCGAUCGACGAGUACUACGAGGAGUCGGGCUGCCCGCGGCUGCCCGUCAUCAUCUCGGGCACCAUCGUCGACAUGUCCGGCCGCACGCUCUCCGGCCAGACCACCGAGGCCUUCUACGUCUCGGUGCAGCACUCGAAGCCGCUCUGCAUCGGCCUCAACUGCGCGCUCGGCGCGCCGCAGAUGCUGCCCUUCAUGCAGGCGCUCGCGGGCGUCGCCGAGUGCUUUGUGCACUCGUACCCGAACGCCGGGCUGCCCAACGCCAUGGGGGGGUACGACGACACGCCCCAGAUGUUUUCCGACGCGGUGCGCCAGUUCGCCGAGCUGGGCCUCGUCAACAUGCUCGGCGGCUGCUGCGGCACCACCCCGGAGCACAUUGCGUCGCUUGCGCAGAUGCUCGACCGCGAAAAGUUCAAGCCGCACGUGCGCAACCCGCUGUGCGACAAGAUGCGCCUCUCCGGGCUGGAGGCCAUCACCGUCGACGCGAACCUCGGCUACGUCAACAUCGGCGAGCGGUGCAACAUUGCCGGCUCGGCCAAGUUCAAGAAGCUCAUCCUCGACGGCAAGUACGACAAGGGGCUCGAGAUUGCGCUCGCGCAGGCCGAGUCGGGCGCGACGGUCAUCGACGUCAACAUGGACGAAGGCCUGCUCGACGGCGAGUACGCGAUGAAGAAGUUCCUGAACAUGCUGAUCCCCGAGCCCGACGUCUCCAAGCUGCCCAUCUGCGUCGACUCGUCAAAGUUCCACAUCGGCGUCGCGGGGCUCAAGUGCUGCCAGGGUAAGUGCAUCUUCAACUCCAUCUCGCUCAAGGAGGGCGAGGCCGCCUUCAUCAAGAACGCCAAGAUCGUCAAGCGGUUCGGCGCUGCGGUCGUCGUGAUGGCCUUCGACGAGGUGGGCCAGGCGGCCACGUACGAGGACAAGUGCCGCAUCUGCAAGCGCGCGUACGACAUCCUUGUCGGCCCCGAGGUUGAGUUCCCGCCGCACGACAUCAUCUUUGACCCCAACAUCCUCACCAUUGUCGCCGGCGUCGAGGAGCACAACAACUACGGCAAGGACUUCAUCCUCGCCACAAAGUACAUCAAGGAGAACCUGCCCGGCGCGCACAUCUCAGGCGGCGUCUCGAACCUCUCCUUCGGCUUUCGCGGGCUCACGGCGCUAGAAGCGGAAUACGGAUUUAUUGUCUCCCAACCAGCGCUCGAGAGGGCACGUAGUCAACUGCUCACGGCGCUGCGUGAGGCGAUGCACGCAAUCUUCCUGUACCACUGCAUCCAGAACGGGAUGGACUUUGGCAUCGUCAACGCGGGCGCGAUGCCCAUCUACGAGGACAUCCCGCAGCCGAUGCGCCAGUACUGCGAGGAGGUGGUCCUCAACGAGUCGGCCGACGGCGGCCACGUCGAGCGGCUGCUCAAGUUUGCCGAGGAGGAGAAGGAGCGCAAGGACGCGGGCGGCGGCAAGGUGGUGAAGAAGGACGCGGCCGAGUGGCGCAACAAGCCCAUCAAGGAGCGGCUCACCUACUCGCUCGUCAAGGGGCUCUCCGAGUUCACGGACGAGGACGUGGAGGAGGCGCGCCAGCUCUUCGCCACGCCGCUCGAGCAACUACACGCGACUAGUACGCUCCCCUUCCUCGAGGCGGAGAAGACGAAGCGCGCCGCGGAGCGCGCGGCGGCGGGGCUCGCCGAGGAGGAGGAGCAGUGCGGCAAGGGCACGGUCGUCCUCGCCACCGUCAAGGGUGACGUUCACGACAUCGGCAAGAACAUCGUCGGCGUCGUGCUCGGCUGCAACAACUUCAAGGUGAUCGACUGCGGCGUGAUGCAGCCGUGCUUCAACAUCCUCGAGGCGUGCCGCGAGAACAAGGCGCAGAUCCUCGGCCUCUCGGGCCUCAUCACGCCCUCCCUCGACGAGAUGGUCGCCGUCGCCAAGGAGAUGGAGCGGCUGGGCAUGAAGAUCCCGCUGCUCAUCGGCGGCGCCACCACGUCCAAGAUGCACACGGCGGUCAAGGUGGCGCCCAUGUACUCGGGCGUCGCGAUGCACGUGCUCGACGCGUCGCGCGCCGUCGGCGUCUGCUCCGCGCUGCUCAACCCCGACCAGCGCGAGGAGAUGGUCGAGGACGUCAACGAGCAGUACGAGGAGCUGCGCGAGGACCACUACGCCUCGCUCGCCUCGCGCAAGUUCAAGACGCUGGAGGAGGCGCGCGAGCUGGGGCUCGGCGUCAAGUGGGGCAAGGACGCGACGCCGCCGACGCCGCAGCUGGUCGGCACCAAGGUGUACGAGGACUACCCCCUCGAGGAGCUGCUGCCGUACAUCGACUGGAACCCGUUCUUCCAGGUCUGGCAGCUGCGCGGCAAGUACCCCAACCGCGGCUACCCGAAGAUCUUCAACGACGAGACGGUGGGCGAGGAGGCGAAGAAGCUGCACGCCGACGGCGAGGCGCUGAUCGCCGACAUCAUCAAGAACAAGACGCUCAAGGCGCGCGCCGUCGUCGGCAUCUGGCCGGCCAACGCGGUCGGCGACGACAUCGAGGUGUACGCGGCGGACGGCUCGGGCGCGGUGCGCGGCGUGCUGCACACGCUCCGGCAGCAGGAGGAGCGCGAGGACGACCACUACCUCGCGCUCUCCGACUUUGUCGCCACCAAGGAGUCGGGCGUCAAGGACUACGUCGGCGGCUUCGCCGUGUCGUGCGGCUUUGGGUGCGAGGAGGUCUGCUCCAAGCUGCGCGCCGAGGGCGACGACUACCAGGGCAUCAUGAUGGAGGCGGUGGCGGACCGCCUCGCCGAGGCCUUUGCCGAGCUGCUGCACCACAAGAUGCGCAAGGAGCUCUGGGGCUACGCGCCCGACGAGGCGCUCUCGGCCGACGACAUGCUCAAGGUCAAGUACCAGGGCAUCCGGCCGGCGCCCGGCUACCCGACGCAGCCCGACCACACCGAGAAGGCCUUCCUGUGGGAGCUGCUCGACGCGGAGAAGGCGACGGGCAUCACGAUGACCGACUCGUUUGCCAUGCUGCCCGCCGCAUCGGUCUCCGCCGUCAUCUUUGCCAACCCGUGCUCCACCUACUUCCAGGUCGGCAAGGUCUGCAAGGACCAGAUCACCGACUACGCCAGCCGCAAGGGGAUGAGCAUGGAGGAGGCGGAGCGGUGGAUGGGCCCCUACCUCGCCUACGACCCCGCGGCGUGACCGCGUGAGCGUAGAGCGACCGCCGCGGUCGCUCCGCCGCGAUCGCCGCCGCUCGAGCGAAUCCCUCUUAGCUGCUGCACACACUGCUAGACUUAUGGCGCACACACCACCUGUACUGCCCCUGUACGAAUGGAGUUAUUGCUUUAAAAUUUGUUAAAAAAUUUUGCGAACU
Emiliania huxleyi CCMP1516 is the source of this 4179-nucleotide messenger RNA. RefSeq lists its product as hypothetical. The record is from RefSeq and is a predicted model, not a curated record. Gene Ontology annotation, molecular function: zinc ion binding; methionine synthase activity; cobalamin binding. Gene Ontology annotation, biological process: pteridine-containing compound metabolic process. The transcript is spliced from 8 exons. Lineage: Eukaryota; Haptophyta; Isochrysidales; Noelaerhabdaceae. Bases 27 to 4007 code for a protein of 1326 amino acids.